AUGAUGAUGGUUCCCAGAAUAUUUUCGUUCCUUCAAUUUUCCCCUCUCUUAUAUCUCUUCAUAGUUACUUCUGCUUCCAUUGAGGAAGCAACUGCUCUCCUCAAAUGGAAAGCAACUCUCCUAAACCAGAAUCAUUCCUUAUUAGCUUCUUGGACAUUAAGUACUGAUGCAUGUAGGAAUUGGUCUGGAGUUAAAUUCUUAAAUGGUAGGGUAAAUAUGUUGAAUAUUACAAAUGCUAGUGUCAUUGGAACACUCUAUGAUUUUCCAUUUUCAUCAAUCCCUUUUCUUGAAUUCGUUGAUCUUAGCAUUGUGAGGACCCCACCGCCUGGGUCGCCCAGGACCGGUGACUUACCUGAGCUCAAAAUUCUGUACCUUUAUUCUAACCAACUUUCUGGCCCCAUUCCUAGUGAGAUGGGAAAUUUGAAAAACCUCACUGAGCUGGAUUUAUUAGAUAAUCAGCUUAUUGGUUCAAUUUCAAUUACUCUAGGUGAAUUAAGUGAGCUCAAAAUUAUAUACCUUUAUUCUAACCAACUUUCUAGUUCCAUUCCUAGUGAGUUUGGGAAUUUGAAAAAACUCACUGAGCUGGAUUUAUCAGAUAAUCAGCUUACUGGUUCAAUUCCAAUUACUCUAGGUGACUUAACCGAGCUCAAACUUCUGUACCUUUUUUCUAACCAACUUUAUGGUCCCAUUCCUAGUGAGUUGGGGAAUUUGAAAAACCUCACUAUGCUGGUAUUAUACAAAAAUCAACUCAGUGGUUCAAUUCCAAUUACUCUAGGUGACUUAACUGAGCUCAAAAUUCUGUACCUUUUUUCUAACCAACUUUCUGGUCCCAUUCCUAGUGAGUUGGGGAAUUUGAAAAACCUCACUAUGCUGGUAUUAUACAAAAAUCAACUUAGUGGUUCAAUUCCAAUUACUCUAGGUGACUUAACUGAACUCAAAAUAUUGUACCUUCAUCAUAACCAACUUUUUGGUCCCAUUCCUAGUGAAUUAGGGAGUUUGAAAAACCUCAUUGAGCUGGAUUUAUCAGAUAAUCAGCUUACUGGUUCAAUUCUAAUUACUCUAGGUGACUUAAAUGAACUAAAAAUAUUGUACCUUCAUCAUAACCAACUUUCUGGUCCCAUUCCUAGUGAAAUGGGGAGUUUGAAAAACCUGAGUGAUUUGGAAUUAUCCAAUAAUCAGCUUACUGGUUCAAUUCCAAUUACUCUAGGUGACUUAACUGAGCUCAAAAUUUUGUACCUUUAUUCUAGCCAACUUUCUGGCCCUAUUCUUAGUGAGAAGGGGAAUUUGAAAAACCUCACUGAGCUGGAUUUAUCAGAUAAUCAGCUUACUGGCCAUUUGCCAGACCAGCUUUUCCAAGGUGGGAAACUGAAGAACUUCGCGGUGGCUAGCAACAAGCUAACAGGUCCAAUACCAAGUAGCUUGAGGAAGUGCUCUAAUUUCAAAAGGGUUCACUUUAAUAACAACAGUUUCACUGGGAAUUUAUCUGAAGUUUUUGGCAUCUAUCAAGAGCUGCAGUUCAUUGAUUUGAGUGACAAUGAUUUUCAUGGUGAACUCGGCAACAAUUGGGGGAAAUGCAAGAAGUUGAUUAAUCUGCGGGUAGCCAGAAAUAACAUUAGUGGUAGCAUACCACCAGAGAUUGGAAAUGUCAAAGGGCUUCUUGGACUUGAUCUUUCAUCGAAUCAUUUGAUUAGGCAGAUUCCUAAGGAAAUUGGAGAUUUAACCUCUCUGGUUAAGUUUUUUGUGCAAAACAACAAUAUUUCUGGCAAUAUACCCGGGGAACUUGUGUCACUGACAAAAUUAGAGUCCCUUGAUCUAUCAGGUAAUAGAUUGAAUGGGUCGAUCCCAAUUGUUUUAGGAGAUUAUGUGCACUUGAUUUUUUUGAACCUGAGCAACAACAAAUUUGGGGAGAGAAUUUCAAUGGAGAUAGGGAGGAUAACUCAGCUUAAUGCACUUGAUUUGAGCCAUAAUCAUCUUGUUGGAAAAAUACCCCCUUAUCUAGCCAAUUUGAAGAGCUUGGUAAGCUUAAAUCUUUCCCACAAUGGCCUUUCUGGCCACAUUCCUGAAGAACUUGAAAGUUUGACUGGUUUGCUAGAUGUCGUGUUGUCAUACAAUGAAUUGGAAGGUCCAAUCCCUAAUAAUAAAGCUUUUAUCAAUGCCUCCUUGGAGGGCAAUAAAGGUCUUUGCGGCAAUGUAACAGGACUCCAGCCUUGCGAACGACCAUCUUCUGUGGUGAAGAAGCAGUCAGUGGCGAAGAGACGUAAACUCAUCCUCAUCGCUGUACUUCCUGUUAUGGGAUCACUAGUACUACUCUGUGCUUUCAUUGGUGUUAUCUUUAUGUGUGAUAAAAGAAGGAAAGUUAGAGACAUUGAAAGACGUGAUGAUGGUUGGAUUUCGAUAUCCAUGUUAGAUGGAAAGGCAUUGUACAGAGAUAUCUUAAACGCCACACAGGAUUUUGAUGCUACAUUUUGCAUCGGGAAAGGAGGGCAUGGUAGCGUUUACAAGGUAAACCUUCCAUCAUUAGGGAAUAUAGCUGUGAAGAGACUUCAUUCUUCAUUUGAGAAUAAACAUCCCAAAAGCUUUAUGAAUGAAGUAAGGGCAUUGAUUGGGAUUAAGCACCGGAACAUCGUGAACCUCUAUGGCUAUUAUUCGAAUGCACAAAACUCGUUGUUGGUUUACGAGUAUGUGGAGAGGGGGAGUUUUUCUAGUAUUUUGAGCAAUGAAGUUGAGUCUAAGAAAUUGGAUUGGAUUAAAAAGGUGAAUAUCAUCAAAGGUGUUGCUUAUGCUUUAUCUUACUUGCACCAGGAUUGUUCACCAUCGAUUGUUCAUCGAGACAUAUCAAGUAGUAACGUUUUGCUUGAUUCUGAGUAUGAAGCUCGUGUUUCAGAUUUUGGUAUAGCUAAGCUUCUCAAGCCAGACUCAUCCAAUUGCACUACGCUUGCAAGCACGCAUGGCUAUGUUGCACCUGAGCUUGCAUAUACAAUGAGUGUUACACAAAUGUGUGAUGUAUAUAGCUUUGGAGUAUUAGUAUUGGAGAUAAUCAAAGGAAAGCAUCUUAGGGAAUAUUUUACUGUGCUAGCAAAUUCAUCGACUAGAGAUCAGGUGCAGCUUAGCGGUUUUCUAGACGAACGCCUUCCGUAUCCUGAAGAUAGAGUAAAAGAGGUUUUGUUUUUUAUCAUCAAGCUAGCAAAUUCUUGUUUGCUUGAAACUCCAAAAUCAAGGCCAACAAUGCACUUCACCUCUAAUAGAUUAUCAUCAAUGAAUCCGCGUCCACCUACUCAUGUAAGGCAAGCUAUAUAA
Molecule: messenger RNA, 3297 nt
Organism: Lycium barbarum (goji berry)
Lineage: Eukaryota; Viridiplantae; Streptophyta; Magnoliopsida; Solanales; Solanaceae
Product: probable leucine-rich repeat receptor-like protein kinase At1g35710
Exons: 3
Coding region: 1-3297 (1098 amino acids)
Biological process (GO): protein phosphorylation
Molecular function (GO): protein binding; protein kinase activity; ATP binding
Source: RefSeq, a predicted model, not a curated record